This is a messenger RNA of Cuscuta epithymum, 1028 nucleotides long. The record is from the annotation of a GenBank genome assembly. NCBI's taxonomy places the organism in Eukaryota, Viridiplantae, Streptophyta, Magnoliopsida, Solanales, Convolvulaceae.
CACCAAACGAACCCGAAUGAUGGAUUUGGAAAGACAUAGCGACGACGACUCUCCUCUCUCUCCUCUUUCCUUCAGAUACCUUGAAGUUGAAAAUGACCGCAAUCAAGAAUCCGUCAACAAUGACCCGCCGUCUCCGCCGCCGCAGGAGCUCUUCUACUUCUUCUCCGAUGUCCCCCUCGAGAAACACCGCAUGAGCGACUCAGCCGUCGAGAUAAACGGGACCCAGAGAUGGGACUACUUCCGGUCACACUCUUUCAGCGGCAAAAGAGAAUCCGGGUCGGGUUCGGGUUCGGAGCGGGUCGCUUCCGUGUCACGGAAGGUCAACAUUAGCUCUCUGACGUCCAUGUCGUCGGCGUCGAGGCGGCGGAUGUUUAUGUUCGGGCCGGUGAGGUUUAAGCCGGAGAUGGAUCUUGUUGCCAUCAAGGAGAGGCAGCGCCGCCGUCUCUCCCCGAAGAAGGUCUUGCCGGCGACCGUCGCUGAUGAGGGAGUGGUUGCGAACGGCGGCGAUCGGCCGAAGCGGCGGGGAGUUAGGUCCCGGCUGUGGGACCUAGUGGCUAAGCGGAUUGGCUGCCUUAGAGUUGACGUUAACGACUAAUAAUAUAAUUAUCAGUCGCUUCGAUCAUUAUUCAGGGGCGGAGACAGGAAAUGCAGGCCUACUUGGAGAGGAGAGGGGUCGCCAUAUUCACUGACCUCUUGUGGAAUUAUUAUGCCGGAAAAUUAAACGAUCUUUCAGACUCUUGAUAGACGGCCAAUUCGCGCGCCGGCACUUUCUCCGUACGUAAUAUGAUAUGGUUAUCUAUCUCUAGCCCUGAAAGCCGAUCGAUAAGGGUUUGUUUUUCGUCUGCUAGCUGCUGAAAAGAUAAGAGUUUCGUCAAUAUUUUUGGAAACAACCAACCAACGUUAUAUAUGGUCUAUAGAAUUUAAUCAGUACGUACGUAGAUGUGUUUUUUUACGCUUUUUCGGUUCUAUCGUGCCAAAAAGACAUGUAAAACACUCAUUAAUAAAUUAGACUGAGCAUUAUUAUUGUU